Messenger RNA from Trachymyrmex septentrionalis, 764 nucleotides. It is a transcript of the gene MED11, whose product is annotated as mediator of RNA polymerase II transcription subunit 11. The transcript is spliced from 3 exons. The record is from RefSeq and is a predicted model, not a curated record. Gene Ontology annotation, molecular function: transcription coregulator activity. Bases 292 to 630 code for a protein of 112 amino acids. NCBI's taxonomy places the organism in Eukaryota, Metazoa, Arthropoda, Insecta, Hymenoptera, Formicidae. Gene Ontology annotation, cellular component: mediator complex. Gene Ontology annotation, biological process: regulation of transcription by RNA polymerase II.
UCAGAUAGGUUCAGUCACACAGCAAGAUCUGAUUUGAUCUGAUUGAGUUUAAUGUUGAUAAAUCAAACAGGUUGUGUUUAGAUUACUAUUCUUAUUUCGUUCUAAUCAGUCCUGCAUUUUAAUUUAUCAUUAUUCGAUAUCAUUCGCUGUUCAACGUUUUUCAAUAUUUUCUUACUGUGACUAAAUCAAAUUGGGUUAAGAUAUGAGUAAAAUUCACUGAAGGAUCAAGACAGGAGUGUUACGUGGAAUUUCUUGAAUUAAAGAUAACUGCAGUUAUAAAUAAAAAUCACAAUGACGCCGCCGAUGGAAAGGAUCCAGAUUUUGGAGACUAUCGAGAAAGACAUCGUAGUGUGUUUACAAAGUGCAGGACAAGCUUGUAUGGAACUGAGCAAGGAAAAAUCAAGCUUGAAGCAAGCAGAGUCGCAAACGCAUCAAUUCUUGAAAACUCUAGGACAAUUGGAAUCUAAAUUAAGUGAACAGAUUAAUUAUCUCACGCAAGUUUCUACUGGCCAACCACAUGAAGGUUCUGGAUAUGCAAGUCAAAAGGUACUGCAAAUGGCGUGGCACAGAUUGGAACACGCGCGAAGUAGAGUUAAUGAAUUGGAACGUAUAAAGAACAAGCUACGAUAAGUACAUAAUAUUCUUCAAUUCAAAAUAUAUAUUGUAAAGACGAGUAAUAUUACAUUAAUGUUGCUUGUGACAACUUAUCUAACAAAUUAUAAUAAAAUUACAUACUUUUAUCAAUUAGAACUUUUCUUAUCAUC